ACUAUAGGAUAUUGGCAACACUGAAUUGUCAUCUGUAACACUAUUUUGUAAUUUGUAAAUAUUUGCGAACGAAUCAAUCAAUCGAUAAUAAUUAUUAUACACUACUCACUACUAGUCAUUUAUAAUGAAUAUACCAUUUCCAACUUUAAUGCCUCGUUUGGUAGACACUAAAUGGUUUAAAGCUGAUAGCCCUUGUGAUGAAGAAGCCGAACUCACCACCCUAGAACAAGAACAUCAACACAGCUUAACUUCUAUUAUACAAAAGUUUACUAAGAGGGAACCCAUUGGCAAAACUGAGCCAGAGACAAUGGAAGAGGAGGCUGAAUCUGAUGAAGGCAAUGAAGAAUCAGAAGAUACAGAGGAAUCACAUGAUGAAGAUGAAGAAUUAAGAGCUCCAUAUUCACCAUCCCAUAAUAAUAAUGAGAUAGGUGACUCUGUUGACGACCUCCAGCUUCCAGAGGAAUAAAUUUAAGUUAUAAAAAUCUAAGUAUAUUUAUUAUUUUAUCAAAGAUUACAAUAAGUUGUUAAGGGGUGUUCCCUGCUGAAACAAUAAAAUUUCAUUCACAA
Pieris rapae (cabbage white) is the source of this 567-nucleotide messenger RNA. RefSeq names its product anaphase-promoting complex subunit 15-like. The transcript has 3 exons. Bases 125 to 466 code for a protein of 113 amino acids. NCBI's taxonomy places the organism in Eukaryota, Metazoa, Arthropoda, Insecta, Lepidoptera, Pieridae. Gene Ontology annotation, cellular component: anaphase-promoting complex. Gene Ontology annotation, biological process: regulation of mitotic cell cycle spindle assembly checkpoint. The record is from RefSeq and is a predicted model, not a curated record.